GGCUAAAUGAGUACUUGGAUGUGUGAACUGUUGAUAGUAUUCAUCUUUACAGAUAGGAGUCUGCUUCCAUCUACUGGCUGGAGAAUUUCACAAUCAGGACCACACAGGUAGCUACAGAGAACCAAGUAUCUCAGAGGACAUCUGAAUCCAGAAGGAAGUCUGUGGAAUACAGAACACACUUAGAGGACCCUGAGGAAAAGGAGCAAGAUGAUCAAAGGAGGUGAUCAUUUCAAACCAAGCAGCAAGGACAGUUGGAAACACUCACAUGCUAUCAGUAGUUCCGUGAUGGACUCAAAUCAACAUUUGAAAAAGACAGUGGAAGAAACACCUUCCAAGGAAAGGGAAACUAGAUGCUGCAAUGGAUUCAAGAUGUUUUUAGUGGCCCUGUCAUUCAGCUUUAUGUGUAAGGCACUAGGUGGAAUCGUUAUGAAAAGUUCCGUCACUCAAAUAGAAAGGAGAUUUGACAUAUCAUCUUCAGUUGUUGGCUUAAUUGAUGGAAGCUUUGAAAUCGGAAAUUUGCUUGUGAUUGUAUUUGUGAGUUACUUUGGAUCCAAACUACACAGACCAAAGAUAAUUGGAAUUGGUUGCUUCAUUAUGGGAACUGGAAGUAUUUUGACUGCUUUACCACAUUUCUUUAUGGGAUAUUACAGGUAUUCCAAAGAAACUCUUAUUCAUCCAUCAGAAAAUUUAACAUCAAGCUUAUCAACUUGUUCAUUUGAUCAAAAUUUGUUACUCAAUAGAACAUCACCUGAGGUAGCAGAAAAAGGUUGUGAAAAGGAGUCUGGGUCAUAUAUAUGGAUAUAUGUACUCCUGGGUAAUAUGCUCCGUGGAAUUGGGGAAACCCCCAUAGCACCCUUGGGGAUUUCUUACAUUGAUGAUUUUGCUGAAGAAGGACAUUCUUCUUUUUAUUUAGGUACCUUGCAUGCACUAUCAAUGGUUGGUCCAAUCAUUGGCUUUAUACAGGGAUCUCUGUUUGCUAAAAUGUAUGUGGAUAUUGGAUAUGUAGAUCUCAGCAAUAUCAGAAUAACUCCUAAGGACUCUCGUUGGGUUGGUGCUUGGUGGCUUGGUUUCCUUGUGGCUGGAACAUUAUCUAUUAUGUCUUCUAUACCGUUCUUCUUCCUGCCCAAAAAUCUGGAUAAAUCACAGAAAGAAACAUCUUUGGACUUGCUCAAAACAAAUGAAGAAAGGACUCAAAUGGCUAAUGUGACCAAUCAUGGGCAGAAUGUUAGUGAAAAUAUUACUGGUUUUUUCCAGUCCUUGAAAAGCAUCCUUACCAACCCUCUGUAUGUUAUAGUACAGUUUUUGUCAUUACUGCUAGCCAGUAGCCAUAUUGGUGCUAUUACUUAUGUCUUCAAAUAUAUAGAGCAACAGUAUGGUCAGUCAGCAUCUGAGGCUAACAUUUUACUUGGAACCAUAACCUUACCAACUGUUGCAACUGGAAUAUUUAUAGGAGGAUAUAUUAUUAAAAAAUUCAAACUUACCUUGCUUGGAAUUGCCAAAUUUUCCUUUUGUACCAGUGUAUUGGCUUUCACAUUUCAACUAUUAAAUUUUGCAUUAAUUUGUGAAAACAGAUCAGUUGCUGGCCUAACUUUGACCUAUGAUGGAAAUAAUCCAGUGGCAUCUCAUAUAAAUGUACCACUUUCUUAUUGCAACUCAGACUGCAAUUGUGAUGAAAGUCACUGGGAACCAGUCUGUGGAGACAAUGGAAUAACUUACAUGUCACCUUGUCUAGCAGGAUGCAAAUCUUCAAGUGGCUAUAAAAAUUCUAUGGUGUUUUAUAACUGUAGUUGUGUGGAAGUAACUGGUGUUCAGAACAAAAAUAAUUCAGUGACUUUGGGUGAAUGCCCAAGAGACAGUCAAUGUACAAAAAAAUUUUAUAUCUAUUUAUUGGUGCAAGUCGUGAAUUAUUUUUUCUCUUCAUUGGGAAGCACCCCUACUAUCAUGCUGAUUUUUAAAACUGUUCAACCUGAACUGAAAUCCCUUGCGGUGGGUUUCCAUUCACUAAUUAUACGAGCAUUAGGAGGAAUUCCAGCUCCUAUAUAUUUUGGGGCUCUGAUUGAUAGAGCAUGUAUGAAGUGGUCAACCAGCAGCUGUGGGAAGCGAGGGUCUUGCAGGAUAUACGAUUCCACAUUAUAUGGAAAUACCUUCAUGGGCUUGAUGGAGAGCUUAAGAUUCUUAGCUCUUAUUUUAUUUGCUGUAUUAAUUUCCGCUAUGAAGAAAAUAUAUCAAGGAAAAGAUACCAAGGCAUCAGAAAAUGGAAGAAAAGAUACAAAUGAAGCAAACUUAGAAUCCUUAAAUAAUGAUGGAUAUUUUGUACCUUCUUCCAGAGCAGACAAUGAAACACAUAUGUAAGGGGAGAGAAAAAAAAUUAGGUUGUUGUAUUUCAAACAACAUUGUGUGAAUUUAGUAGCAUGGUAUUUUGAGCAGUUCUUGGUCUUUCACUAAUAGUUCUCCCACCCUUAUGAUGGUACAGUGAAUCACCUGUGAAUUUGUAACAAUAAACAGACUGUAAAUGAAAA
Messenger RNA from Mustela erminea (ermine), 2519 nucleotides. RefSeq names its product solute carrier organic anion transporter family member 1B3 (gene SLCO1B3). NCBI's taxonomy places the organism in Eukaryota, Metazoa, Chordata, Mammalia, Carnivora, Mustelidae. Bases 208 to 2352 code for a protein of 714 amino acids. Gene Ontology annotation, biological process: transmembrane transport; sodium-independent organic anion transport. The transcript is spliced from 16 exons. The record is from RefSeq and is a predicted model, not a curated record. Gene Ontology annotation, molecular function: protein binding. Gene Ontology annotation, cellular component: membrane.